AUGCCACUGUUAGGAAACAAGCUUCAUGUCUUAAAUGCGACCGUUAAAAAGACAAAAAAGAACGCAGAAGAAGAACAGGUUACAAAUGAUUUUGUCGUCCCAGAAACGCGAGAAAUUUGCUCUUCAAAAGAAGAACUUGAUCGUAAAAAUGUUAUUUAUGAUGCGAAGGUUUGGACUUGCCGCGUUACUGGGCGCCUUAAUCUCACACAUAAAGAGGCAACCAAGUCGGAACAAGCAUCUAACAAUAUUCUAAAGAAAGCUAUCCAGCCUCACUUCCGUACCGCGAUUUUGGAAGUAGUCCACUUAAACACCCUGGCCCUGGAACCCCUUGUUACUUCCUGUUGGACCAAGCUCCAAGAGCAAUUCUUGGUUGGUGAACCAGUUCUUCUAAAAGUUGAUGCCUCGAAACCUAUUCAUGCCACGAUAAUUGAGGUGGAUUAUACAGUGGAGGAACCGGAGGUGAUUGAUUUGUGUAAUGACAACAGCUCUCCUACUCAAAGCGAUAAAGAAAAUGCUGGGGUAAAACGGUUGCCCAUACCGAAGAAAAAUUAUUCAUACAGCGUCAAAUUGGUGUCUGAGGAACCCGUUGUUGUCAAGCAUGUUCCAUCGCGUUCGAUUCAACGGCUGCACCGCCCCCCAUCCAAGGACCACGUCAGGAUGUUUAUUCGGUCUAAUGCUAUGCGUUAUGGACCAGCAUCUUCUGGACCGUGGAUAGUAGAUCCUUCCGCUUUGCGGCGCUACUGCUCCCAUGUAAAGUCCAAUCAAGAUCCUAUCGAUCGCAAAAAGCUUCGAAAGUUAUCGGAAACGUACGAAGAACGUUACUUUGCUCGAAUCAUGAAUGAACGAUCGCGAAGCGGUCAACAGGUUGAAGAGAACGGCGUAAAACGGUCACCACAAGUGGUUAAAGUGAAAAACUCGGUUUUGCAGGACGGUGCCAGUAAGUCGGAAAAAGUAGUCCCCAAUAAGAAAAAGACGUCAGAUGCCACUCCAAAGAAGAAAUUAAAGCAGGCUACGCUGUCCUUCGGCAAACCGAUCGAUCUAACAAAGGAUGAAACUCCAGAUAAGAGUGAACCAGUUGCUCCUAAGAAACCAGUUCUUCCCCUUACUGCCAAGCGCCUUCUUCGUGCCUUGAAGAAUAACGUCGAAGGAGCAGCACUUACUCUGCACCUAAGUCGAUGCGCUAAGUUGUUAACUGACGAACAGAUUGCCUUCUUGCCUGAGGACAUCCAAAAGCGUAACCUGAAAGAACUGGGCAUCAAGGUUUCCAAGCUUCCGGUUACGCCAUACACUGCUCCGGAGUUUCUUCGGCUGCUGCUCGUUCGCGAAUUAUCUCACGGUUUCACCUCCACUCGAGACAGGACUAUGGCCUUCCUGCGCUCUGUGGGUGUACAUACCAAGGAUGAAUUUGAAGUUGAUUCCACAGUCCCAACGCCGGGAACUGUCAGUCUGGCCAACAAGCUCUCUUCCUUCGAUAUCUUUGCUCUGGAUGCCGAACACAAAAUUCUCCUGCUUGAGCUUCUGAUAGAGCGCCUGCUCGACGUGGAUUCGAUUGACGAUUACAUGCAUUCGACCGACCGCAAAGCAACAAAUGCUUACAACAAGCGCCUUGCUGCCGAGCGUAAUAGGCGGAAACUACUGCCAAACCUUCAAAACAAGAAGGAAACCGGAGGCGAGGACACUGGCGCUGAAACCAAUAGUGAUGCUGACAUGGACGACCUGGCUUCCGUAGUCAAACGAAGACGCCAGUUAGCUGCUCAAGCCGCGUCAGAACGAGAACAUAAGGAGGCACUAGAGCGUGAACGUCGCGAGUUGGAAGCUCAGCUGCUGGCAGAAAACAAGGCAGCUGCCCGGGCCACACAAGAGUACUACGCUGCUGCUCUUGAGGCCCGCAUCGCUCGCCGCAUCACACCCCUUGGUGUGGAUAGGCAAAACCGUCGUUACUGGCAUUUCUUCUGUGCCCCACAUAUGCUCUUCCUCGAGGCGGACUGUGCAGCUGAUGAGAAUUCUCAGAAGCCUAAAACACCACUCAAAGUCUCCGACGCCCUCCCCGAUUCCACCGCUCAAGUGGAUAAGGCAAGCACAUCACUUCCUACCUCACCGCGUCGCACUUCCAACCACACGGCAGCCCUCGAACUGGCUAACUUGCUUGGCUCCGCCUCCAACAGUCGUUGGUUCGUAUUCGAUCAGAGUGAACAGUUGGACCAUCUCAACGACAGUCUAAUGACUCGUGGAUAUCGCGAGGGUCCAUUGAAGAAAGAGCUCUCGCAAAACAAUGUACUCAGCACUGUAAAGGAGCUUUUAGAGGGCAUAAGUAGCGUGCAGAAGGGCAAGCCAGCGCAGGAGGAACUAUCACCGAAAUCCGGCAAAGGAUCCGCCGUUGACCUUGUCACAGCCAAGUGUCGCGGAGACGCCAGAGCCAUCCUCGCAAAUGUUCUCCUUAAGAACAUUUACGAGACAGAGAUCCACCUGAGAGAUGGUGGUCUCGGUGGGGUUCCAGACUUCCCCUCCUGGGUGUCAGCUGUUUUGGCAGUCCAGUCUCGUUUCGGCCUUGUCUUCUCCCUCACCAAGGACGCUGUAACGCCGACUAAGGGUGAAGCCGAUUCAAAUAUCCACGGCUCUGACCUGCAGGCACUGUCUGAAAUCCUGGUUGAGGUGGGUGACAACGUGCUUCGACGCUACCUUAAUGUGCCUAAACCAAAGGAAUACAAGAAGAAGGCAAGGAGGAAAGGGGAGGACGUGGAUGGUUAUGAGGACAAUGCCAUGACCACUUGGGGUCAGUUUGGCAAGUCUGAUGCCACUGAAGAGGAGGAGGAAGAAAACAGCACCAGUAAUGAAGACGAGGAAGAAGACUCCGCUGCAACUUUAACGGAAUUUGACCGCCUGAAGGCUCGCGAGGCUGACGUAGAGGUUUGGAUCAACACUUGGCGAGACCAAGUCAGAGCUGCCUCCACGAUUUCCCGACUCAAUCUUCUUCAUGCUUGCCUGGAUGCCUGCAUAGUGUGGGAAAAGUCGGUCGAGAAUGCCCGUUGUCGAAUCUGCCGUCGCAAGAAGGAUGAUGAGAAGCUGCUGCUCUGCGAUGGUUGUAACCAGGGCUUCCACCUGUACUGCCUCCGGCCCCCACUGAAGUCGAUCCCGCGCGGCGAUUGGUUCUGUGUCUCCUCUUCAGCCUCCAGCAUGCUCAACAACAAUAAUGAUGCUACCUGUCUGGUCUGCAACCGGGACUGCGGUGACUUGAUCGGCUGCUCCUCCUGUCCCAACUCUUUUCACCUUCAGUGCCACAACCCCAUAGUUCGUCCCGCCCAGACACGAACUCUGUGGCUGUGCAGUGUCUGUCGCUUUUCGGGAUCCAAAGCAGGCAGUUCGGCGAUCGCCCAAGCCCUGCGACCUCGCGGCUCCAGUCGCUAUCUACGGUUGCAUCGAAUGUCGACCGGUGAGCCAAUUAAACGACCACAUUCGGGUUCUGAUAAUGAGAGUAGCGUCACCACAGAGGCAAAUGGCAGUGUUGUGUCUGGUGAUGAUGAUGACGACCAGGACAGUGAUGCUAGUGGACCAGGGCGGUGCCUUCGACGAUCCUCCAGAUAUUCCAAUUCAAGUACGCGGGAACCUCCAACAAAAAAGAUGCGCUCCUCCAACGCCGCUCCGAGCCCAUCCCCAGCAGAGCCAACAUGUGCCGAUAUUGUUGCUGCGGUGUGUCGCAACAGAAAUUCAUGGCCUUUCCGUGAGCCAGUUGAUCCCACACAGGUCCCCGACUAUUACGACAUAAUCGUUGAACCUAUCGACUUAUCGAUGAUCCAAAAACGACUCUCAGAGGGUUGUUACGAUGGUCCAAAGGGUCAUGCAGUACUUGCUGCGGAUCUGGGCAAAAUGUUUUAUAAUGCCGAAUUGUACAAUUCCGCAGACUCUGAGGUCUGGGUAGCUGGCUCACACUUAGAGCACUUUGUGCAAUCUCUGUUCAGGAAGUGUUCCCCUCGUGAGUAA
Molecule: messenger RNA, 3978 nt
Organism: Dibothriocephalus latus
Lineage: Eukaryota; Metazoa; Platyhelminthes; Cestoda; Diphyllobothriidea; Diphyllobothriidae
Source: the annotation of a GenBank genome assembly